Molecule: messenger RNA, 1933 nt
Organism: Seminavis robusta
Lineage: Eukaryota; Bacillariophyta; Bacillariophyceae; Naviculales; Naviculaceae
Source: the annotation of a GenBank genome assembly
ACGUAUAGCUAGCUAGCUCCUCUAGGCUUUCUGUUCUGGAUAGCUCAAUCAAUCACCGCACUCAUUCAUGGAGGCUGCACGAAAACGAGUUGGUUUCAUACCAGGUGCUUUCAACAGAUCGACAGCAGUAUCGACAGGAAUUCCUUGCUGCUUUCGCCAGUCAGUUACAUUCCCUCCCAUAAAUUGCACAAGCUAGCUAGCUACCUGAACAUUCUUCCUCUGAUCCUCCCGUGUUUCACGACUCUCGACUUUCCCCGCAUCCUCGUAUUGCCCGAGCUGACUCGACUCUAGUAUCGGUCCGUGGCCCGAACGAAACCCCGAACCAUGAAGAUCUCCUCCCCCAAGACUCUUGCGUUGGUGCCGCUGUCGUUGUUGGCCGCAUCCUCCGCCCAUGCGCAAGAACGGUUUGCCAUUACCCAAAACACGUACACUAUCAACGAUAAGGAACGUCUUGCGAAUGCCUGUCAUACGGAACUCGGAUUGAAUGCUCAUGUCGUCGACUUGGAUCAGGACGUGUCCACACGACUACAGUGGAACACUGUGGCGCCUCUUUUUGAUGGGAUGCAACGAUUCACGCACUACUGGGCAUUGGGCGAUUCCGAUUAUCUCGAUCGUCUCUCUUCCAGUCGCGGUGUCGUGGUGGAAUACCUCUGGGGCGACCAUGUCGAACCGGUCCUCAUGGGAGACGCCGAAAUGCCAUCGUUUCUAGAGGUACAAGUCUUGUGUCAGAUUACUGCUGCGGACACGGACUCUAGUUCUAGCAGGAAGGCUCCCUCCAAGAUUUUGACGGCCAGCAGCUUUGGCCACUGGCAUGUACAGACUUGGGCGGGUGACACGUUGGACUUUCACAACACGGCGGGAAGUGGUGCCACGUGCAAUGUCAUUCUCGUGGAUAGUCCCCACUUUAUGGGUGGUGUCGGACUGCACAUUCAAGUGCGAUUGCAAUCCACUCCCAUGUGGUCCUACAUGGACGCGGCCGUGAUCCAGAUUGGCGAGGAAACGCUCGAAGUGCAGGGGAAAGCAAAAGGCAACAACAAUAAUAUCAAUAAUCCCUAUUGGAUCAACGGUGUCUACCAGGAAAGCAACCUACAAGUGUCCAGCUUUCCGAUCGAGUUUCAGCAACUCAAUGCCCGUCAACGAGACUUUAAGAUUGACUUGGGUCAAGGCAAUAUGGUGUCGAUUCGAAGCUUUCAUCAGUACGUUCGUGUCGAUGUUCAAACCAGGGACGAUUCCGACAUGAUGGAAGGUAGCUUUGGUUUGCUCGGCAGUUUCCCGGAUGGACAGUGGAUUGGCAAAGACUAUCAAACCAUGGUGGAAGAUGCAAAUGACUACGGAAAAGAGUGGAUGGUAGAUCAAGCACGAAACUCCUUGUUUCAGUCUUCUUCCGUUGGGCCACACAACUCGUGCAAGUUUCAAGUGGUCUCCACGGCGACCAAGAAAAAGGCCAGAGCACAACAAAAGAGGGAGCAAGAAACGUCAUUGGCAUCGCGGCUUCAAUCGUUUCGUCGUCGUCUGACCCAACAAGUCGAUCCCAAGGACGACCAAUCGCCAGAGUUCUUGUCCAAAGAUGCGUCUACCGUUACGACGGAAGACGCGCAAAAAGCAUGCGCCACAGUGCACGAGAGUCACCCAGAACGAAUCCCUCUCUGCAUUGAUGGUCUCAUGGAAUUGAUUCGGAACAAGAAACAUGCCGGCAACGAGGAGGAAGGAGUCUUUGCCGACGUGUUUGAUGCCUUGUUCGUUCAUUCUAACGGGGAAGCUAACUAGAUUGCUUGGCAGCGUGGCACCAGACUGGCAACAUGCAUACAUAAUAACCGCCGUUCAUCAUAAAGAAAUGAUAUAGAUGUACAUCGAGCGGAUGCUUUCAAUAUUCAAGUAGGUCGCAAUUGAGCUGUCACGACUUGGCGGUGGUACCGGUACCAGUACCAUUAGG